Messenger RNA from Onthophagus taurus, 2459 nucleotides. RefSeq names its product spire type actin nucleation factor (gene spir). Gene Ontology annotation, molecular function: actin binding; microtubule binding. Gene Ontology annotation, biological process: Golgi vesicle transport; intracellular transport; polar body extrusion after meiotic divisions. The record is from RefSeq and is a predicted model, not a curated record. Gene Ontology annotation, cellular component: cytoplasmic vesicle membrane; cell cortex. Lineage: Eukaryota; Metazoa; Arthropoda; Insecta; Coleoptera; Scarabaeidae.
AAUCGAUUUUUAGGUUAGUCGUUGAAGAGAUGCCCCCGGUUGACGUCAUUAUUGGUGCGACAUGACAACAAAAGCAAAAUGUAAAGUGGAUUCGGAUGGCAGCGUAUGCUUAGAAGACAUCCUCACCUCUUUUAAUUCAUCAGUACGCGAAGAACACGCCUGGGCCCUCUGCUAUCAGUGCGCCAAGUUCUUCCUGGAAUCAGGUCAGCAUUCGGCCUACCAUAAUAUCACAGACGUAGACCAGGUUUACUUCCAAACAGAUGGUAACAUACACCCAAACACACGCUUGGGAAAGACACCCGACAAUAACAGACGCGUUUGUAGCGAGCAGGAACUAGUGACCAGUUUGGGUGUUGUGAUUUACAAUGCUUUGGACAAGGGUUACGAUGCGGACGAAGAGCGAUCCAUUUCGCAGGAUCUCAACACGCUCAUAAAUGAUAUGAUAACGGAUGACCACAAUUUGAGCCAUCACGAAACAGACGAUGAAGGUAUAGAACGAGACUCUGAAGAGGCAGACGAAAGUAGCACAUCCAGAGUUUCACAGCAUAUCACAUUAACGCAAGUAAUCGCAAGGUGCGAGAGGCACUUAGCUAGUUUAACCAAAUCUCAAGCUGAAUCACAUUAUCGCGCUGUAGUUAGAGCACUUGUAGCUGAAGCAAUUGAAUUGUCUACAUUUUUGGAAAAGGUUGCUCAAGAUACUAGUAAUUUAGUUGAGGGAACUGGCAAUCGAGAUUUGGAACAAUUAAAAUUUGCCGAUUGGGCUAGAUUUUGGGUCCAAGUAAUCCAAGAGCUUCGUAAAGGUGUAAAAUUAAAGAAAGUGAAUUGUAGUCGAGCACCGAUAGAAUACGAACUCACUCCAUAUGAGAUAUUAAUGAACGAUAUUAAAUCAUGUCGUUACAGUCUCAGGAAGAUAAUGGUCGAUGGAAACGUGCCGUCACGCGUUACUAAAGACGCUCACGCUAUUAUACUCGAAUUCAUACGCUCAAGACCGACAUUGCGCAAAGUCUCCGAAAGGAAAUUACCACCGCACACAAGAACGCUUACCCCAAGGGAACAACUCAUGAAUUCAAUACGUAAAGGACGCACGUUGCGUAAAACGCAUACAGUUGCAAAAGACGGCCCCGUUGUUGGGACGGUUAAAGAACCGGAAGAAAAGAAAACGCGAAAAUUAAUCAAAGUUGAUUUUUCUAAAUUAGAUGAUGACGACGAUGAUAUUUCGGAUACGUCCGAUGGUUAUUGGCAAGAAGAAUUUAAUCAAGUUUAUGAAAACGUGGUUGAAGCUUACGAUUUAGCUUUACAGGGGCCGGCUCCUAAACCACCGGGAAAACGACAUUUAAACGUUUAUAACGAUCAAUUUGAAAGUUAUUCAGUUCCGCAAUCCAGACCAGGUUCAAGACAAUCCUGUACGAGCUCUGACGCGGAAUCUGUACAAUUAACGCCGGAAAUCGCUCAAGCAGUUCAAGAUAACAACACAAAACCUUGGCACGAAGCGAUCUCAUUAGACGAUCGAUUAUCGUUAACUUUAGAAGAAAUCGUUCAUAUACGCACAGUUUUAACAAAAGCGGAAGUUGAAGCUCUUCCAAUUGAAGGUCACGUAAAAAGUGAUGUCGAAAAUAGUAAGGUGUGUUUCUUAUGUUUGAAGACGAGGUUUGGUAUUUUGGGACCAUGGGGGCAACGUUGUCGUUUAUGUAAACGUACCGUUUGUAGUAAAUGUAUUUCAAAAAUGUGCAUUCCCAUGGAACAUUUCGCUAGCGUUCCCGUUGUACUGUUGAGUCCGAGUAUAAUGGCCACUCCGGAAGAUGAAUUUCAAAACGGUUUUAAACCAAAAACAUCUCCCAGCGAUGGUAGUAAUUCGGCUAAUUCCAGUACACAACCUAGUCCGAGUAGACCAAGUUCGUCUUUGGAACGAUUUCGUAGACAGAAUACAGCUAAAGUUGGAGCAAUAGAUAAAACGCGGGGAUCUUUGAUGGCUGUUUGUUUAGAUUGUAAGAUGAUGGUGCUACAAAUAAUUAAAUCGGCGCAGGCGAACCGAUCAGCUAUACGAAAUAAACAUCUUCAGACUUUAACGUUGAAUAUAUCCCCAGUGUUCUAAAAAAAAUAAUGAUAGAAUAAGUAAUUUUUUUUUAUUAAAAAAUCUCGUAUAUGCUAGUCAUUAGAAUGAGAUCGACAUAAUAAUAAAAUUAUUUAUAUUAAAAUGAUAAGAAAUGUAUCGUGAUUCUGUAAAAAAAUAAGUUGUGAUUAAUUAGGUUUUCGACUUAGGAAAAAAAAAUAAAUAAAAGUUACCAAAAAAAAAAAAUUUAAAUUAAAUUUAUAAUAAUUUAUGUAUUUUUUAAUUUUAUUUAUAUAGUUUUAAAUGUACAGGGUGAUUCAUUAAGAAUCGAUAAUCUUUGAAUUGGAGAUAAGAGGCACCAAAUAAAACAAUUUUUAAUUUAUAUCUCUAGCUCAAUCAAUUUUAAAUU